ACAAGUCAGUGUCACCCUCUUCGCGCACUACGUACCUAUCCGCAACGGUUCGGCGACCUGGGCACGAAAUAAGCAGGGCAAGCCCGCUUAUCGCAUGCUGCUAAAUUUCGACCGAAUCACAUUCUCUUGUGUUUACACCAGCGAGCAAGUACGAAUCUGGCCCCGGAGGAGCCUACCAGUACGUUGCUGACCAUCGGACAGGGAUAUUUUUACUUGUGGGAGUCAUUCGAAUAGACAAUGGUGACCAUCGGUUCGCCUGUCAAGUUGACCAACAAGUUUUCAUCCAUGUUGCACUCGGCCGUUCAUCACCAUCACAAGGAUAAAGGCAAUGGCGGGGAGAUUCAGUGGUGUUUCUCACAAGUUAAAGGGACGAUUGAAGAUGAAGUGACUGAAGUUCCUGUUUUUGCAGCCGACAUAAUUUCCUGUGUCGAGUUCAACAGCGAUGGGGAUUUGCUAGCCACUGGUGAUAAAGGCGGACGUGUUGUCAUAUUCCAGCGCGACAGGGUGAAUGAUACAUUGCUUCAGAGCAAGGUAGCAGGUGGCCCAAAUCGUGGGGAAUAUAAUGUGUACAGCACAUUCCAGUCUCAUGAGCCGGAGUUUGAUUACCUCAAAAGUUUAGAAAUUGAAGAGAAAAUCAACAAAAUCCGUUGGCUAAAGCGAACAAACAGGAAUCAUUUCCUUCUGUCUACCAAUGAUAAGACAAUCAAGCUGUGGAAGGUUGCUGAACGUGACAAGCGACCAGAGGGCUACAACCUAAAAGAUGAAAACGGGGUCCUUCGUGACCCUAACUCCAUCACCUCACUCAGAGUGCCAGUGUUUGCUCCCAUGGAGCUGAUGGUGGAAGCUAGUCCCAAGCGAGUUUUUGCUAAUGCUCACACAUAUCACAUUAACUCCAUAUCGGUCAACAGUGACCAGGCCACCUAUCUCUCUGCUGACGACCUGCGCAUCAAUUUGUGGAACUUGGAAAUUACAGACCAAAGUUUCAAUAUUGUUGACAUCAAGCCCGCUAACAUGGAAGAGUUGACGGAGGUGAUUACAGCGUCGGAGUUCCACCCUCGGGAAUGUAACAUGUUUGUCUAUAGUAGCAGCAAAGGAACAAUUAGGUUAUGUGACAUGAGGGACAAUGCCUUGUGUGAUAAACAUGCCAAACUUUUUGAGGAGCCGGAAGACCCGACAAACAGGAGUUUCUUUUCGGAAAUUAUAUCAAGUAUAUCUGAUGUGAAGUUUAGUCACAAUGGAAGAUACUUGAUUACUAGAGACUAUUUGUCAGUUAAAGUGUGGGACUUGAACAUGGAAAACAAGCCUGUUGAAACUUACCAGGUCCAUGAAUACUUGAGGAGCAAGUUGUGUUCGCUCUAUGAAAAUGACUGUAUAUUUGACAAGUUUGAGUGUUCCUGGAGUGGAGAUGAUAGGCACAUUAUGACAGGUUCAUACAACAAUUUCUUCCGCAUGUUCGAUCGUGACCAGAAGAGGGACUGUACCCUUGAAGCUUGCCGGGAGAACAUGAAGCCAAAAACAGUCCUGAAACCCCGCAAGGUUUGCACUGGAGGCAAACGCAAGAAGGAUGAGAUUAGUGUAGACUGUCUGGACUUCAACAAAAAGAUUUUGCACACUGCAUGGCAUCCUCAGGAGAACAUUAUUGCCAUCGCAGCUACCAACAAUUUGUAUAUAUUUCAAAGCAAAGACUAGCACAGACGUGAACCUAGAUGUAUUGUUCUAAUUGGUGCAAACAACUCCUGCAGACAGAACACAUGUUCGGUCCCGGGUUUUUGUGCAGGCGUAACUGAUGUUCGGAAGUUCAACAUGACUUCCUCGGAAAGCGAAUGUAAAUAUGAGAAGGAAUUCAUGCUCCAUUCCUUGAAAGGAAUAAGGAUAUUGUUUUUCUAAGUGAUAUCCAACGGAACAAAAUGAAGUCGGGAUGGCUUCAAUGAAUCAAGGAUACAGUUCAGUGGUUCUUUCUGACCAAAAGACCUAUCUUCACACAUGCUCUCCAAGUCUCGAGCAUAAUUUAUCGGCAGUGAGACUGAUUCAAGCAGCACUCUCCAUAAGCAUAAGUUCUCAGAAACCGUUCCACCCCGAGUGUUCUCUUACCUUCUCGGCAUAAACUGACUUUAUCUGCGCUGGUGUUUCUACAAUUUUGAGUUGGUUUUCACUGGCACCUGAUAACAUGGAGUGUCUUAACACAUUAGUGCUGCAAUGUUUAAUCUACUACUGUCACACUAUUUUUGAAGUGCUAUGUUAGUUACAAGUUCAUCAUCCACAUAAUCAUUACAUUACCUAUCAUGUGCCAAUAACAUUUUCCAUUAUCAUUGGAGAAAGAAGGCUACUGUAAAGUACUUGACAUUUUGAGCCUUGAAAAUUGUUCUGUAUACAGUGAAAAAUUCCCCCCAAAGCAAUUGACAUGGCUUAACAAAAAAUUGUUGGGAAGAAUUUGACUAUCACAAGAACUUUAUGGUAGCUUUUACUUACAAUAAAUUGUGAAAUGUGUAUUUCACUGUCCUUUAGCCAGAAGAUUUGCAAUACCAAGACUGAUUAACAAACUGUUAGUGGUAGACAAAAUAGGCUAUUAAUAAUAUGAAUGAGACACGGGUAUAACUGGCUUUAAGCAUUUAAAUUCUACAAUGAAUAACUUGAAUUAACAAUACUAGCAGGGACUAGUUGGGCUAAACAAAAGUGUGUGUGUGUGUGUGUGCGUUUGUGCUUGAGGUUUUCAGGGAAGCAGAUGGACAGCUUUACAUUCUUUAUUAGAAAAUGUAUCCGUAGAAUCAUUUGGAUGCCCUUUAAUAUCCUACAAGCACUAGUCAAACCUAUUUUCAGGGAAAUAAGAAUGACAUAAUGCAUUGGUUUUAUAUGCCUAGAAUGGUUCUGAUUAGUUUGAAUUAAGGCUGUUGUUUUUCAGAGGUGUCAUGGUAGUAAAGUGCCCUUUCUUGAAUAUGUCCAUUAAGGGAUGUAUGUUAUGUGCUGAAUAUAAGUUGUACUUUUCCUAUGUUGCUUGUAUGUAACAUCCGUAGUAGAGGUAUGCUUCCACUUUCAAGAGGAACAGCUUAUUGUCAUGUUUCUGUAUAUUUGAAGCUAUGACUUCCUAGGUAAAAAAAAAGAAUAGGCAAUCACUACCCUCUCCUGUAACUAGUUUAAAACAAGGUGCUAAGUAUGUAUCCAAAAUUAACUUCAGUUGCAAUUAAGCCUUAUGUAUUAUUGGUUGUUGAAAACUUAACAUUCUCAUCCUUUAGCUGCUAUUUCAACAAUGCAUAACUUGACUGAGCCAAUAUUUUGAAAGCUACUUUAUGAGUAAUAUGGCGUCAAGCUGUUUCCCUCCUCACGUUUUUGAAUAAUGUUUGAAACCAUUUCAAUUCUUCAGUUCCUCAUUACUUUAAUAUUAUUUGAUAUAUUCUUACAGGUAAGUAAGGUUCUUUUGUGCUCAGAUUUCAGGAUAGAAUCUUUGAAUUGUUUUUGCUCAAGUCUUUGCCAAACUAUACAAAAGAAGUGUUUGCGUAUGGGAUUAGGUAGUGCUCAGUCUAUUUGUUCAUCACAGACUUCCUUGUUACCCUGUUGCUUUGUGUAAGACCUCAGUAUUAGUAAUGUACUCAGUUGUGUAAUUGAGAAGAUCGGUUUGUACACUUGUGCAAUAUGUUUUGUUAUUGACAUAAAAUGUCAUGGCUUGUCUGGACAUUUCCCUGAAUCCCCCAUGAUGGUUAAGGCGACUGGUAUGGCAGACCAUCCCUCAAGGAAAUGUCGAGAAAGUUGGCUGUAGUUUACAGACCUGGGACACACAUGCCUGUUGUAGUGCUGUAUCAUCACUCGCCAAAAUACUUUGGUACUUUGACUUGGGGAAAUACGAGACCCGUAAUAAGGCCACAGCAUAUUAAGUUUGUAUUAUUCAUUUGCUUGUUUGAAAGCGAGUGAUAUAAAGCAUCAAAUAAGUUUAGUUUCAUUUCCUUGAAAUCAACAUUCCUGGGCCAUCUUGCAGGAUAUUCAAAGGUAUAAAUGAGGCUUUCAUAUGAAAUAGGACAGUUUUAGUUCAGUGUUAGUAUGAACCUGCGCUUUUGGGCGUAGUCGGAAGGCAUGUUCACGGCAACCCAGUAAAUAAGCACAUGUGGUUUUAAUUACAUUAAAGUUUAUUAAAUCAAACUUAAGAUAAGUUUAGAAGUAAAACCUGGAGUUUGCUUUUGUUAAAGGAGCUCUCAAGUGACAAAUGUUGGAGAUAAUCUUCCUGUCCUGUGUGCAGUCCAAUUGUAUUAAUUCGGAACAACAAAUUGCUUGCAGGAGUUUAAAUGAUGUGAACAAGAUUAAGGCACUAGAAAUGUACUCAUGAAAGGGCUCCUUCAACAAUGUUUAGAACUGUUGGGUUCCAUACUGAUUGAUAUUUUUGGAUUGUCAAUUUUAUUACAGGUAGACAACAGUGUACUCGUUAAUGAAUUUUACAAAAUUGAUGGAGGAUGCCAAUGAACCGGUGAUGUUGAUUUAAGAUUAAUCAAAAUAUAGCCAACUGUAACCUCAAUCCAUGGCUGAAUGUGCAGUGUGUCCCAGAAGAAACUCACAGAUCAUUCCAUUAUGAGUUUGUACUCUUGUAUGUUUGUGAACAUAUAUAACGUGUUAUGACUUUGUGUUGGCAAUGAACUUUCAUUGUAAUAUCUAUCAGGUACUCUCAUUUGUAUGCAUAUCAGAAAGCUUGGAUUUGCGCUGUAGCACUCUGUUGCACUGUAACUCUGCAGUAACGUCUUCAGUGUCGUUUAUCAAGGUUGAGUUUGUUUCUCAUUGUCCCGGUUUAAUCACGUACAAAAUGUAAUUAGCCUGCUUGUGCCAUGAUAAUUAUAUUCUUACUAAUUUGUUACAAUCAAGAAAUCUAGUCCCGUGUGAAACCUGUUGAUUCAUGUUAACAAAUCUAACAAUUGUGACCUGGCCAGAAAUAUUUUACAUUAAUAUCAAUCUUUCGUUUCCUGUUUCCGCUUAGGAUCUAAUUCUAUCAAUGUUUGAAAAAUUACCAAUGUAACUUUUUUGUUCCUGCUACUAAUGACUAUCCAAGCAUGAUGUAAUUUAAACGCUUGACUUUAAUCCAUGUUUCUUCUUUGAAAAUUUGGAAACAUGUCAAGUAAUAUUUGAGUUGCAUGACAUCAAAUGACAUUUUUGCAUUCCAAAGCAAACUGUAUGCAUAAUGCCGAGGUUUAACAAAGCUGUGUACCUGAAUAUUUGUUAAAAUAAUUUCUUUGUUAUCAUAUAUCAAGUGAUUCGAUUGAAAUGUCGUGGACAUUUAAGUUAUCAGCACAGAGGUCAUCUUGACUUGUGUUGCUAAAAACCCAGUUUGACAUGGCAACCACUGUUCUCUCAAGUCUAUUCAUUACCUUAAUUUUCUAGCACUUUUUGUACAAUUUUUGUUUGAGUUGCAAUUAUUUAAUGCACAAAUAUCAAAUUGCAAGUUCCAUGUAAAUCUGUAGGAAUGAACCAGUUGAAACAGAAAUAUGUACUUAAUGAAAAUUAAGCCUAGGUUAUUUUGACCCAAACAUCAGCAAUGCAGAUUUGGUUUUCAGUUUCCCUCCCUUGUCGCCUGCCCUCUGGUCUGUCCAUUUCCUUCCAAAAUAAAGCAGUAUUGCUACACUGUAUAUAGAGAUGAACAAAGCUAUUGUGAUAAGAAGUGAAUCAAAGGACCAAUGCGAAGACUUGAAGAGAAUGGUACCCAGUCAGGAAGCUAGUUGAGAUUAAACCUGCACCAGCACGAGGCUGCAAGUAUUGCGCUAGAGGCGAGUGACUCAAAAAGUGGCCAGACAGACCGAGUGUUGUUACGCGUGGAUAUGUCGUCCUGUAUGACAUGUGCAUCCAUCCCAUUGUUAUCAUUGCCAUGCAGGUAGUCAGUCUCAUCAUUGUAGACACAAGUCUGUGUCGUCAAAAAUCUGCUACAGCAAUAAAAAGAAAAAAAAUA
Messenger RNA from Haliotis rufescens (red abalone), 5914 nucleotides. Its product is annotated as serine/threonine-protein phosphatase 2A 55 kDa regulatory subunit B alpha isoform-like. Gene Ontology annotation, molecular function: protein binding; protein phosphatase regulator activity. Bases 238 to 1689 code for a protein of 483 amino acids. Gene Ontology annotation, biological process: peptidyl-serine dephosphorylation. Gene Ontology annotation, cellular component: protein phosphatase type 2A complex; cytosol. The record is from RefSeq and is a predicted model, not a curated record. The transcript has 8 exons. Lineage: Eukaryota; Metazoa; Mollusca; Gastropoda; Lepetellida; Haliotidae.